CUUAGGGAAGUUCCAAAUGGCAUAACGCCUACAGCAAGUUUCAUUCAAAUCCGUCCAGUGAUACUCGACGAGUUGAACCAUGCGAGCAGACAGUUUUAUAUGAUUAGCCCUGCGUUCAUUGCACGCAUAGCUUAAAAAGAAUGCUUUCCAGUAGCGCUAGUGUGCAGUUAUGCACUUGCUGUUAUUCAACACCGCAUUGUGCAAUUCAUAGUAUUAGAAUACUUGUAGAUGAAUUGGAAAUUUCCAGGAAAUGUACUAUGCAAAAUGUGGAAAUACAACAGCGAGAGCAUUAUGAUUUGAAUCGUAAUGCCAUUCAAUCAACAAGAUCAACUAUAAAUUGUAAAAAUCAUACGCAUCACACAAAAACUGAACGAAUAGUUUAGAAGGCAUUCGUGGGUCGAACGUGUGGAAGAAAAUGGCAAAUGUCCUAAGUAAUGUAUCUAAUUUAAGACGAGUACUCGUUGGUUUUAGAGCCCACGAUACAUAUGACAAACCACAGGUGGCUGAUUUCUUAACAUGCUUAGUUCAUCAUUUCUCACCGAAUGAGAUAUCAACAACAAUAAAUUGCAAAAUUCAAGAUGAUAUGCUAGUGUUGUACAAUCCAAAUCAAAGGAACAAGUUCACUGAUAAAUGUAAACAAAAUACAGGAGCACUAAGUGGAACUGAACUGGAAUCUGUAACACUUUAUCAUUCACCAGAAUGCCCACUUUGGAAAUUACAUGAAUAUAGCACACCUGUAACACCACAAAACAGGGGGAUACAUGUUGGAGUUGCAGUUCUUGUGGAGUCAUCUGAUUCACAUGUCCUGAUGACACAACGCUGUGAUCACAUGCGUUCAUUUCCUAGAGCUUGGGUACCACCUGGGGGACAUCUAGAAGUGGGAGAAUCAAUCAUGAAUGGUGCAUUAAGAGAACUAGAAGAGGAGGCAGGACUUGUGUUGGAUCCUAGAGACACCAACACUCGUUUGCUUUGUCUCUGGGAGUCUGCUUUUCCACCUCUGAUAGCGUUGGGCGAGCCUAAGAAUCAUCAUGUUGUCCUUUACUUCCAUUCAAAAUCCUCAGAAACUUGGAAGCAAUUACAAGCCAAAAUAAAAUUAGACUCUAAGGAGGUGCAAGCUUGUACAUGGCUGUCACGAGAUAAUGUACAAUCGAUAAGAUCAGGCCAGAAUGACGGUGAAAAAAUACAUCAGUUUGUUGUUGGAGAAUAUGGGGAGAUCCACCCUGCAGAACUGAACAUCCACAGAAUGUUCCACAUGGACCUCUGGCGGGAUGGAGAGAUUUACACAGGGUCACAAUUGGCACUUGUGAAGUGGUUGGAAUGCUGGACAGAACCUCCAAGUGGAACAAUUUUGAGCAAGAUGUAAACCAUCGUGGAUGAAGCUAUUUGUUAUAAUUUGGUUUUGGAGGUCAUUCUGAACAUAGUUGAGGUUUUAGAGAACUUUCUACAGAUGCAUAUUUAAUUUCAUAUUUGGCUGGAAGUAUGAAGUAAAAAAACAUGCCAUGUCAGUACUGUACAGUUUCUCAGUCACACAUGCUCCAAAGAGUAACAGUUUUAGUUCUUCUGUGUUACUGUUGAAAUGUGAAUGACUUGUGCAUAAUGAUGGUUUUGCAAAGCACAAAUAUGCUUGGAAGCAAAGAACAACAAUAAUCUGAAGCUUUCAUGGCAAGUAAGUAUAAUAAAUUAUUCUCAAGUUACCAGCUGUCAGGUAGUUGGAGAAAACACUAUUCUUUCUCCAUUCAACCACCUGACACAGACACGGUUGGUAGCCAGAGAAUAAUUCAUUACAAAGAACAACAAAUUGUUCCGAGUAUGCUUAAUUAGUCUGAAAUUAAAAAUCCAAAGAAAAAAAUUAGUGAAGUGGGAGUGAAAUUGCUCAGGCUACCAAAUUUUAAGAAUUUCAGGUAAAAAAAGAUGUUUCUGAAAUAAAAUAUAUUUAUACUUAUUCUUGUACAAGAAAAUCUACUGUCUUAUAUGAUAAAACGAUUAGAGAGGCUAAUUUCAAUAUGUGACUGUGCUGUACCUGUGUUUAUCUUGUAAUUUGUAAUGCACCUAAAUGGCCUGCAUUACCCUACUAAUAUUGCAAUGGUGCUGCCAAGAAAAAUUAUUUAAAAAGAAUGAACAGUCCGUAAGACUGAAGUAAUGUUUAAAGCUGAUAAGUACUUACAUCUCAUACUCAAAAGGAAUUUAAUCAACAAUUUCUGAAGUCUUAAUUUUACAACAAAAUAUUUCACAUUAGAAAAGAGUAACGUGUAGUUUUGUAAUUGACUGUAUUACACAUAUAAUUUAUAUCUUUAUAUAAUUGUUAAAAUAACCUAUAUGGGUCAGAACAGUUUCAAACAACAUAUUGGAUUUUGAGUGUUCUUCUGGUAACAUAAAUCAAAACCAGCCAUGUAUUUUAUUUGAAAGUGGCAUAAGAGGUAAGAUAUUAUAUAUAGAUAUUGUAAGGUUGUAAUUAAUUUCCUAUAUUGACUAUCAAAUAACAUGUACAGGCUAAGUCAACAUUAAACCUUCGAAUCAGUCGUGAUGAAAUAAAACUAUACAGAUAAAUCAAAUAAAACAGGAUUCCUAAAAUUUUGGUCUUAUAUAAAUAUUCCUUAUAACAAGAAUUUACUCCUCUUAAUGCCCAAAUAAUUUAAUGUCAAAUAUAGAAAAAUCAUAUGCAAUAAUAGGUAAAUUAACAAUUUUUGCAGUUACAUUGGAACAUAAUAAUUAUCACAUUUCACUUUUCUUUGAGGACAUCCGUGUUAAACUUUCAUUAUUGCCUAUUUCUAAUAACCAGUCUUGACAACCAGCAGACUACAACAUUAAGUACCUGGGAAUCUGAACUAUUAGAAACUUUACAAUAUGUUUACCUCACUCCCAGAAUUGUAGUCUUAUAUCUAGAUUUUCCAGAGAUCUUCACCUCUGAUCAGAUAUAUGAACUUUCUUGGCUGUAAAUGAGUGUGAAAAUCUUCUUUCUUAUAUGUAUGUCCUCACUUUUUCAACAUUCUAUUCUGACAACUCUUUCCAUAUUAUCAUUCUUAUAAUGUUGCAAAGAUUUGAAGACUGUGCUAGUUAAACUAAGACACCCUAUCUUGAAGUGGACAAGGAGAAAAGAGAGAUGAAUGUGAUACUUUUAAAAGCACAAAGAUAUAAAAAUAUUUUUACCAAAAUGUCAUGAUAAUUCAGUCACUUUUUAAUAAUUAGAUCACUAAUGAAGUAUUUAAAGAAUUAUUAAUGAAUUCAGACUUUAAACAUAGAAUGAAGCAAUGUGUACCAAACUGAAACUAUUAUUGGUUUUGGUGUACCAUUUAUAUGUUAUAAAUACAGUUCUAUACAAAAAUUAGCACUAAGAGUAUUCAUAAACAGAUGUUGGAAGAUUGUAUCAUAUAAUGGAAUAAAUCAUGGUUAACAAAAA
Messenger RNA from Zootermopsis nevadensis, 3397 nucleotides. Its product is annotated as m7GpppN-mRNA hydrolase NUDT17. The record is from RefSeq and is a predicted model, not a curated record. Gene Ontology annotation, cellular component: peroxisome; cytosol. Gene Ontology annotation, biological process: NADP+ catabolic process; NAD+ catabolic process. NCBI's taxonomy places the organism in Eukaryota, Metazoa, Arthropoda, Insecta, Blattodea, Termopsidae. Gene Ontology annotation, molecular function: NADH pyrophosphatase activity.